Molecule: messenger RNA, 1101 nt
Organism: Lactuca sativa (garden lettuce)
Lineage: Eukaryota; Viridiplantae; Streptophyta; Magnoliopsida; Asterales; Asteraceae
Product: universal stress protein PHOS32
Source: RefSeq, a predicted model, not a curated record
UCGUUAAAACCCCCCAAAACAUCUCCGAUCUAUUCGCACAUUCUCAAUUCAACCUUCUGUCAACGAUCCACAGCCCUAAUUCUCCACUCCGAAAUUAUGCAACCCCAGAAAACCCUACCGGAAUCCGACUUACCGUCGCUCGCCGCCAUCAAAGUCAAGUCAUCAUCCCCUCGUUUCCGUCCUACCAAUCAUUCCGCCACCGAAACCCCCACUGCCGGCGCACAACGCAGGAUAGGCAUCGCUGUCGAUCUUAGCGACGAGAGUGCCUUUGCUGUAAAGUGGGCCGUCCACCAGUAUCUCCGCCCCGGUGACGCCGUCAUCCUGAUCCAUGUCCGUCCUACUUCCGUCCUUUACGGCGCUGAUUGGGGCUCCGUUGAUCUCUCCAUUGUCGACACUGACAAUGAGGAAUCACAGCAGAAGCUCGAAGAUGAUUUUGAUACUUUCACCACUACGAAAUCCGCUGCCCUAGCGCAACCUCUGGUCGACGCGCACAUACCGUAUAAGAUCCAUAUCGUGAAAGAUCAUGACAUGAAGGAGAGGCUUUGUUUGGAAGUUGAACGACUAGGGUUAAGUGCGGUUAUCAUGGGAAGCCGAGGAUUCGGUGCAACAAAACGCGGAACCGAUGGGAGGCUCGGGAGUGUUAGCGAUUACUGUGUCCGUCACUGUGUGUGCCCGGUGGUGGUUGUGAGAUAUCCCGAUGAGAAAGAUCCCGCUGCUGCUGUUGAGCCGGUGGUGUCGGUUGCAACAGCCGAUGAUGAGGAAGAUGACCCUGAAUUCCAUGAUGCAACCGAUGAACGAAAAUAAACAUAGAUGGAAUGGUCUCUGUUUGAAUCUUUCAUUUAGAGGAUGACCAGAAGGCAUUGCAGUGUGCAAAGUCGAGGUGGGAUUUAGUCAUUUUUUAGUGUUUGGAUUUGAAUGGAUGUCGUAUAUGAUGAGGUAGAAACUCAUGCUAGUUUUUUUUUUUUUUUUUUUUUUUUUUUUAAUGAUGAGUAUGUUGUGUCUAUUAUCAGUUAUUUAACUGGAUCUAUGUGACAUAAUACUUGAAUGUAAUAUAACUAUGUCUUUGAUUAUGUAUCCUCAAAGAUUGUUGCUAUUGUUGAA